GAGUGAAAAUCUGUGUGUGUAGGUGUAUGCAUGGGCUCAGUGGCAGAGGGCAGGAAAGGCAGCAGAAGGCAGUCGAGCAUCCACAUGUUAAAUUAACUUAUUAUUUUGCUUUCAAGAGCCCAUCCUUGCUGUUCUAAUCUACACGCACCCCUCUGAAAGCCAAUGCCAAUUCUGCACCUGAAGAACUGCUUUACUCAGGUGGAAUGCCAAAUUGCAAGGACCAAGCUGUUCAGUGAGAAUCAUCUCUCCAUCUCCAGUCCUCAGUACUUUUGCAGGAUGCCGGGCACAGCAAGGCAUGACCGAGAGAUGGCAAUCCAGGCUAAAAGGAACCUGUCAAAAACCACUGACCCUGUAGAAAGGCUUCGUCUGCAGUGUUUAGCAAGGGGAUCUGCAGGCAUCAAAGGACUUGGCAGAGUAUUUCGGAUUAUGGAUGAUGACAACAGCAGGACCCUUGAUUUCAAGGAGUUUGUGAAAGGAUUAAAUGAUUAUGCCAUGAUGAUAGACAAGGAAGAAGCACAGGAGAUUUUCCGGAUAUUUGAUAAAGAUGGCAGUGGAACAAUUGAUUUUGAUGAAUUUCUUGUUACACUGAGACCUCCCAUGUCAAAGGCAAGAAAAGAGAUUAUCAUGCAGGCAUUUAGGAAGUUAGAUAAGACCGGAGAUGGUGUCGUAACAAUUGAAGACUUACGGGGGGUGUAUAACGCAAAGCAUCAUCCCAAAUACCAAAAUGGAGACUGGACAGAAGAUCAAGUUUUUAGGGCCUUUCUGGAUAAUUUUGAUUCACCCUAUGACAAAGAUGGGAAGGUCACAACAGAAGAAUUCAUGAACUACUAUGCAGGCGUCAGCGCUUCAAUAGACACAGAUGUCUAUUUUAUCAUCAUGAUGAAGAAUGCUUGGAAACUCUGAUCAUAUGACUAAAGAAGCAAGACUUUACUUCUACCAUUUGUAGGUUCCCAUGAUUAAGUGUAUGCGCAACACCACGCUCAUUUUCUGUAAUAUCAGCUUCCAGUAACUGUGCCAAUUACAGUCAGUCUGCAGAAAAAACUUCCAGAUGUUUUGGUAGGCUCAGCCUUAGGGGAAUUGGAGUGUAAUCAGAGAGCAGAUCUGGCUCCACGAAUCUGCCCCUUUCCUCCCUGCAUCCCUGACAUAUCUUUUCUUUCCUGUGAUGAGCUCCUUCUCAGCCAUCCGCAGUAGAUCCCUGUAGCUCCUGGAUGUAUCCCCUCCUCUCAGUGUUAGAAAAAGCUCUGUUCAACAGAGGGUGCAAGAGGAGGAAACUGAAAUAUUCUGGUAGGGUGGUGGUUGGGGGCAGACUGUUAUGAGCAUGAGGCAGCCUGUCCCAGGAGGGUCACGUAGCCUUCUCUGCUGCAGCACUGCAGGAGCUCUUGCCUUCUUGGGUCUCAGUUGUGGGGUGAGCAACUGCUCAGCUCACCGCUGGGAACAUUUCCCAGUGCCAGGAGGCUG
This is a messenger RNA of Falco peregrinus (peregrine falcon), 1458 nucleotides long. RefSeq names its product calcyphosine like (gene CAPSL). The coding region runs from base 163 to 903 and encodes 246 amino acids. The record is from RefSeq and is a predicted model, not a curated record. The transcript has 5 exons. NCBI's taxonomy places the organism in Eukaryota, Metazoa, Chordata, Aves, Falconiformes, Falconidae. Gene Ontology annotation, molecular function: calcium ion binding.